Mya arenaria is the source of this 9887-nucleotide messenger RNA. RefSeq names its product C-Jun-amino-terminal kinase-interacting protein 4-like. Bases 129 to 4934 code for a protein of 1601 amino acids. Gene Ontology annotation, cellular component: cytoplasm. The transcript has 36 exons. Gene Ontology annotation, biological process: vesicle-mediated transport. Gene Ontology annotation, molecular function: signaling receptor complex adaptor activity; kinesin binding; MAP kinase scaffold activity. Lineage: Eukaryota; Metazoa; Mollusca; Bivalvia; Myida; Myidae. The record is from RefSeq and is a predicted model, not a curated record.
CAAAAUGGAGGACGGUUAGACAAAUCUGUCAAAAAUCUGUCAAUUUUUUCUAGAUAAAACCAUUUUUUUCAUCGAAUCUGCAUUCCUAAUAUUGCAGAGUCCUUUUUAAACAUACAAAUAUUGUAGGAAUGGCCACCAUGAUGGCUGAAAUUGUAUAUGGGACGAAGGAGGAGGGACAUGUCAUGUCUGAGAAAGUGACACAGCUUGCUUCCUCUGUCUAUUCAGAGUUUGAGAAAAUGAUUAAGAAAUACGAUGAAGAUGUUGUUAAAGAGCUUAUGCCUCUGGUUGUAGGUAUACUAGAAAGUCUUGACCAGGCAUUUACAGACAAACAAGAGGCUGAUGUGGAGAGUGAGCUGUUAAAAGAAGACAAUGAACAACUUCUAACGCAGUACGAGAGGGAAAAACAGUUGCGAAAAUCAGCAGAUCAGAAAUUCCUGGAGACAGAGGAUGAGAAUGAGGAGUAUCGUAAACAGACUGAGGAGAAAAUUGAGAGCCUUGAGUCCAUCGUGCGCAUGAUGGAACUCAAGAACAAGAAUGCCACAGACCACAUAAAUAGAAUGGAUGAGAAGGAGUCAGAGAUGAAGAAAGAGUACAACAAGGUCCAUGAGCGAUACACAGAGUUGAUGCGUACCCACAUGGAUUACAUGGAGCGAGCCAAAAUGUUGAUGGGCACUGACAGAAUAGCUGAGAUGGCCAACAGCCCAAGAACCAGCAUAGAUAAAGGUUCUCGACGAAGGAGUUCCAGUUAUGGCUUUGUGAAGUCGCCUCAAAUAUCCCCAUAUGAGAAGGGCAUGUUCCAGCUACCCAAUCUGAAGCCCGUGGGUUCCGUAAAUCUGACAGGAAACACUCCUCACCGCUCCGGUACGGGUUCCCCACCGGAUGCCAGUGCAUUCGACAUGAUGUCCCCAAGGAGCAGCAACGUCAGUAUUAAAAGUGAAUUAAGUGACCUUGAGUCACCUGACAUUAAUUCGAACACUGGCCGUCGGGUUGUCAUGACGACAAAAACUAUUGAUAAAGAGCAGAAUACUGAUCGUAUCGAUGUCCGGGAGUUUGCCACCGGUACAAAAGCAGAAGGGGAGAAAAAGAACAUCCCUGCCACUCUCCAAAACACAGAACCUCAAUCUAGUCAAACUAAAGCAGACAUUGAUACCACAGUAGAUAAACCUGGAGCAGUGAGUACAGACACUGAAACAGAUAAACCAGGAUCUGCAGAGAUUGCUGAAACAACUGGUACUCAAUCUGAAGUUGGUUCAGGUGAUACAGCUUAUACUGCUGACGCAGAAAGAGUGAAUGAAUCAGAAAAACCUGUGAAAGAAGACACUAAGAGCUCAACUGAAUCUGAAGUUUCGGAAAGAUUGACUAGUGUUGAUAGUGAGAUACCUAAAACAGAAACCAGUGUUGCUUCUACUGAAGCACAGUCUCAAGUCCAAGAAGUUGGUGAAGCGAAAACCACACCUGGUGAAAAAACUAAGAUGAAGAAAUUGUCUGUAAAGGGUGGAAAGAAAGUAAGAAAAAGUGAUGAAAGAAAAGCAGCCAGCUCACCACCAGAACCUCUAUCUCCUGUGUUUGAUGAGAAUGAUUUCACUUAUGAAGAAGAUGCUAUUCCUGGCCUUGAUGACACUAUUGCCCACAUAGUGGCCACCACACCGGAGUUGGAAGAUAUGGAAGAAUCUAUGGAGAGCUCCGUUAGCAACCACAGACACAAGCGCAAUGAUGCUUCCAUAUUUGAAGAGCUUGCCGAUCAAGAUGCAGACCUGAUAGGAGAUGUAGAUUACGGUGCUGAUAUCACAGGAAGGGCAGUUAAUCCUGCUGAUUAUGCCUCAUCAGAUAGCGAUGAAGAGAGAGAGGACAGAAACUCAACGGUCAGUGACAACUUCUUUGGUAUGAGCCGCGAGUUGGAAAACCUUAUCCUCGAAAACACAGAGCUCCUUGCUACAAAGAAUGCCUUGAACAUAGUGAAAGAUGACCUCAUAGCCAAAGUGGAUGAAUUAUCUAGUGAACACGAGAUCUUUAGGGAGGAGAUCAACUCGCUGAGGGCAGUGAAGGACAAGCUGCAGGGACGCAUCAAGGAACUGGAGGAUGACCUGAAGAAAGCCAAGGAGGAGAUGGAGAAGAAGACCCAACAGCAGCAGGAGGCUGAGAAUGAGGAUGAUGUUCCAAUGGCUCAACGGAAGCGAUUCACACGUGUGGAGAUGGCUCGCGUGUUGAUGGAGCGGAACCAGUACAAGGAGAGACUCAUGGAACUACAGGAGGCUGUCCGAUGGACAGAGAUGAUUCGAGCAACGCGGGAACAUCCAGAAAUUGCCCAAUCUAAGAAGAAAUCAUCCAUUUGGAACUUUUCAAAAAGUGUGGUAAUAAGCAGAAAGGCAACAUUUGUAAGGUUUCUGGCCCUAUGGCUCUGGUACAUUGUACCUGUAAUCAUUCAUUUCUUUGGCAACCUGUUUAGUUCUCCGAACAAACCAACGAAGAGGCCACUUCCUGUUGCUAUGAUUAAGUACAAUGCCCCGACAACCAAUGUCCAACCCGUCGGAGACCCGAAUCAGAAGCACCGCAGUAAAUACCUCGGUGACAAGUCUAAGGCUUACGACUUUUUACAAGAUGACCUACAGAAAUCCUUGGGUGAACCCAUUGUAACACAGCCUGACACGUCGGAGCGUGCCAAGAAAGAACGUGAAAAGGAACGCAAGGAACAGUACAAACAGGUUCGCGCCCACGUAAAGAAGGAUGAUGGGCGUAUGCAGGCGUAUGGAUGGUCCCUUCCCGCCAAGUUUCAGCCCCAGUUGCCGACAGCGUCAGCAGUGAAGAGCACAGUUCCAGUACCCGUUCCUGUCUACUGUAGACCCUUACUGGAGAGUGAACAAGGAAUAAAGAUCUGGUGUGCUGCUGGCGUAAACCUUACUGGGGGUCGUACGAAGGAUGGGGGCUCGAUUGUAGGUGCGAGUGUGUUCUACUCCAACCCCGGGGAGGAGGAGCCAGCUAAGCCCCGAAAUGGGGAUGAGGUUGGCAAGGUGGAGCAGGAACUACAGGAUCAUGAAAAUAACCUGCGACGCGGGGAGAAAGAGCAGCUCUCAUCGUUAGUGUGGAUCUGCACGAGUACGACAGUGGGAAGUUCUGUAUCCGUGAUUGACGCCAACAAUCCAGGCGAUAUACUGGAGACUUUCCGUGUCUCAACCACGCCCAUACUGUGUAUUGCAAGUGUUCCUGGUGCGCUGGAGUCCGACUACCCUGUAGAUGAGGAUAUCUUGAAGGCAGACUCGUACCCCCACUACCCUGACCCCACCCCGUCAUCGGGGGCCCAGGGGGUCGGUGACGAGAAGAGGGAAGGGGAGGAGGCAGGCAUCGGUGGUGUGUCCUUUGUGCAGUGCGCCACGGGAAGUUCGGCAGAAGGAAAGAGUGGCGAUGCCUCACCUGUGGGGAGGUCACCCCAAGGAUCUAGGGAUGUUUCACCAAGUCCUACUAAUCUUCCGGAGGCAGUUGCACAGAGUCUCAACAAAGACACCGCCUCGAACCACAGUGGCAGUACAUGCAGCCUGAGUGACCAGAAAUCAUCUAUGGGGUCAAGGUCAUCCCUGAACAAACGGGCAUCGCUCGAUUCAAUAAUCGGGAAAAGGUUCUCCCAGGGCUCCAUUUAUUCGAUAGGGGAAUCAUCUCAGCCAACAGUGUUCAAGGCGAAAGGUGAACCAGUCAAUUCAGGGGCAGCAACUCCUGACCUCUCUGGUAGAACCAGUCACAGGCUUCUAAAAGACCCCUCUGGAUUGGUCAAGGACGGAAUUAACUCCCUUGCAUCAGGAAAUGAUCUUCAGGCGGAGGAGGUGGAAAAGAUGGGCAGCGUUCUGCCCACCAUGUGGCUAGGAGCACAGAGUGGCAGCCUGUAUGUUCACUCAUCUGUGUCACAGUGGAGAAGAUGUCUGCACUCCGUAAAACUGAGGGACUCUAUUCUCAAUAUUGUCCAUGUGAAAGGCCGUGUUCUGGUUGCGUUGGCUGAUGGGACAGUUGCAAUAUUCCACAGACACCCAGCUGGUCAGUGGGACCUGGAAAACUACCACCUGCUGGACCUUGGCAAGCCCCACCACUCCAUCCGGUGUAUGACUGUGAUCGCGAACAAGCAUGUCUGGUGUGGAUACAGAAACAAGGUCCACGUUGUUGAUCCACAGAACAUGUCAAUAGCGAAGAGUUUUGAUGCCCACCCACGAAAGGAGAGUCAGGUGCGUCAGUUGGCAUGGGUUGGUGACGGGGUGUGGGUCUCGAUACGCCUUGAUAGCACCUUGCGUCUGUACCACGCCUACACGUACCAGCAUCUACAGGACGUGGAUAUCGAACCAUAUGUCAGCAAGAUGCUUGGAACUGGAAAAUUGGGCUUCUCGUUUGUACGGAUAACGUCAAUGUUGGUGUCGUGUAACCGUCUCUGGAUCGGAACAGGAAACGGCGUGAUUAUUUCCGUGCCACUCUCCGAGAACAACAAGCAAGCGGUAUCCAUGGGUUCAUCGAUGCAUCGUCCCGGUGGGUUGGUACGCGUGUACACCGACUCUAAGACGGACAGUGUAACGCCAGCCUCGUUCAUUCCCUACUGCACCAUGGCCCAGGCCCAGCUCUCAUUCCACGGACAUAGAGACGCUGUCAAGUUCUUUGUGGCUGUUCCCGGCAAGAAGAGAAAGGGUCUGAGUCAAGCGUCAUACAACGUGGACAGGCAGGCGGAGGAGAUGGAGAGCCCUACCGACGAUGGUUCCCGUCUGGUACUGUCCGGAGGCGAGGGAUAUGUAGACUUUAGAAUAGUUUUCAAUUUGCGGAUUCCUAAAGCGAGACGGAUAUUAGGGGAUGGAGAUGAUGAUGCCAUUCUUGGUGGUGAUACAGGGGAGGAGAAGGAGGAGAAAACCUCGCUGAGCAAGGGGGAGCGAAGCCACUUGAUAGUGUGGGAGGUGGGCUCUCCGGAGUGAUAACAGGGGCCAAAGGGAGGCAACCCAGCACAGCCCAUGGGAGGCUACUGUGUAUAAAAUGAUGUCAUAAAGGCUACCACAUUCACUUGGGAAUUGGUUUAGAGGGGUGGCAAGCAUCUAUAUGCCCCCACUUUUUGGUUAGAUCCAUUCAGCCAGCAAUCCAUGUAGUAAAAGUUGAAGUAACUUAUCAUAAGUUUUGCUUUAUUUUAUUUUGUCUUUGUGAAUAGGAAGAAUUAGCAAGUUAGGGGUAGAUACUUGAUAUUCAUACAAACCUUGCUAAAAAGUCUCAAAGAGAUUUAAUAAUGUUUUAAUCGCAUUUGAAUAAGUGUUGUUUGCUAUAAUGGCAUGUGUAAUAAGCGCAACACCAAGGAACUUUUUUUUAGAAAUCAGCUUUUCGUUCAGUAUCGCAUUUAGCGCUAAUGGCAACAGUUGAUGACAUACAUUUAUGAAAAUUGAUAUUAUGGAGAUCAACUAUGAUCAUGAUAAUCUGAGGAAUGGUUUUUAACUAGCCAGUUUUUCCUGCGUAGCAUGACUAGUACAUGGAGAUUACUUUGUUGGUCGUCAUCAUCAGUCACUGUGUCAUCGAUGACGUCACACUUAACAAUUCCGAUCAAUAGCUGUCAAACAACUUCAAAGUUGGUUUUCUUAUUGGACAAGGUCAGUGGAUGACCCCUUUUGAUUUGUGGGUCAAUAGGUUGAUGGUCAAGGUCAGGGUGACCGUUACCACAGAUUAGCCCAAAUUGCGGAAUUCUAGUUUGGGAUACAAUAUACAAUGUAACCUAGUCAAAAUAGAGUUGUAUAUUGAUACUCCGUUAUUUUUCCCCAUUUUUGUUGUAAUUUCUGUAAAAGAACUCUAGUCUAAAGAGCUUGUUUUGAACAUUGUAAAUAGGCUUUCUGUAGAUUUCAAUGUCCAUUUACUGAAUCUCGCUUGAAAGUCCAUUACAGUUUAAAGUUACUGCUAUCAUUUCAUGCUGUUGAUGAUCAAUAUUUUUUCAUCACAUUUUUGGUAUCAAAUGCAAAAAAAGGCAACACAUAAAAAAACAGUGAGGUAAACUAGGUGAAGUCAUUAUAGUAGCUGUCUUAAUAUCUAUUUGACAAAUAGUUUUUUGCCACGAAUAUUACAUAAAAUCUCUAAAAUAACUUUUUUCAUUAGAUUUUAUGGCAUUUAAUGUGGAAUGGUGGGCUGAUUCUGUGUCUGAACUGUAAUUAAGAUCUGAGAUUGACAAUAAAUUAUUGUGUGUGUCACAUCUUUUAAAAUAAGCACGACAUUUUUGCCCACUUAGUUUUAUUCUUAUAUGAGUUUGUUUGGAAAACGAUUAUGUAAAUGUUUAUGGUUUAAGGAAAACUUAGGUUAGUUUCCAUUUCUGGAAUAGUUCUGUACUUUUAGUCAAGAAAUAUACUAUAAUUCAAUAAACGGCAACAUGUUACAUUUUUUUCAACCAAGAAGACGAAAUAACUUUUAUGCCAUACUUAUGAAAAAUAUUAUAACCUCUUUGAAUGGAAGAUGCUUUCUUUGGGUUACUGUUCAUGCUGUUAAAUUUUUAUUGUUGUAUUCCAUUACAAUCUAACCUUGUUUAGAAUAAUGCAUUUUUAUUGCUGUAUUCAUUACAACCUAACCUCGAUGUUUAGAAUAAUGCAUCUGAUUGCUGAACAGCCUUGCUUUCGUCGUGAACAUUUGUGUGAACCUUCAUGUGAACAUUUAUGUGCGAGGUUACAUUGUCCUAUGUUUUGUGUACUGUGUUUGAAUGAUUCAAAGAGCAUUUUCAUGUCCUAAAGCCAUGCCGAGAUGAACAUAUGAGGUCUCACAACAAAACUGACUUAACUUCAUUUUAAAAUAGACAAAGUAACAGCUGUCUUGCACUGACCUUGAUAAAUGAACUUCUUGUAUGUGAGACGUUCUAAGAGUGCUGUAUUAACUUUUAAUGACCAUACUUUAGUGAUCAAGAUGGGUUUCUAUGAGUGUUUUACUAUUGGUUCUAUUUUAGUUCAUGCUCUACAAAGCCUUGAUUUGAGUUUAUUGAGAAAAUUUGCUGAGAUGAAAUAAAUUUGUUAUUGUCAACUGCAAUUUUACGGAAACAGAGGUAUUUUGUUCCUUCUUCAGGAAAUGUAAGAAAUUUGAAUUGGGGCAUAUUUUUUUCAAUUUUACCUAUUUAACAAGAAAAGACAAGAAAAUAUCCCCCAUUCCUUCUAAACUUGUCCCUGUUCAAUUAAUGUCUAGCUUGAUACCUGAAAGAAAUGCUUACUUACAUGAAAAAAUUAUAAAAAUUGUAGAUAAAUUAUUUUAUACUGAGCUAAAUUUAUUUUAAAUGUUCAAUACAAAUGAAGCCAGUUUAUUCCAGUAUCAGAAAUUUGUUAUGUACUGGGAUUAUUUUUGUUUUCAUAAUUGUUUUAAAUGGCUUUGAUUACGUGCAAUAAUAUAAUUUCCGUUUAUUUUUUGUACGGUCUAUGUAUAUUCUUUUUUCAAAUUUCUUUUGUCUGAUGAAAUUUAAUAUUAAUUAAUUUUGUAGACCAUAUGUAAACUUGAAACUGUUCUAUUAUUUAUUGGUGUUUUCUCAUUUUAUAUUAAUUGUCACUCUGUCGAGUUGUAUUAUUUUUUUAUUUAUUUGUAUUUUAUCAACGACCCACCUUUUUAUUAGCACUAAGCAUUUGCACUACUGAUAUUAAUAUUCAACAGAUACAAGGGCCAUCCGUUCUGGAAGUUUGAGGAAUUUAAACAUAAAAAAUAUAUGGUUGAAUUGUUUGAAAAUCAUGUUAAAAGCAAUCUACAAAUAGCUUGGUAUACUUGACACAUCGAUCAAAACUAUCAAAAAGGAAUAAUGUAAAUGGUAUGAUUACAUCAAUAUAAAUUGAUUGGUUAAUUUGGGGCUAAAAUAUGUGACACAAGUGUUACGUCUUGACGUCCUUUCAAAUUUGUGUAAAUAUUCAAUAUGUUAAUAUCCUGUGAACUUUCUGAACAACCCUUGUAUAUGUUAUGAAUUUUUAAUUGAUAAUUUUGCAGAAAUUAUAUAUUUUUUUCUUCUGAAAUAUCAAAAAGAAAAGAAGAAAAAAUCUCUUUUACUUACCUGUCAAUCACUUUGAUGGAGCUGCAUGUUUUAAAUAUAUUUGAUUUGAAGUAAUUUUAAAACCUGAUAAAUGACUGUUUGAGUGUUGAUGCAGAGAACAAAUUUUGAUUGGUCUGAGUUUGUAUGUAAAUUGCUUUAAAUGUUAUGUUAAUCCUUGUGUAAAACUGUUUUACAUGUCUGACAAGUUUGUAAUACAUGCAUAGUGUACUUGUACAAGAAAUAACUUAUUUGUAAGCAGAUUACUUAGAAAUAAACAUGUGCAUACCAUAUGGUAUCAAAGUCACAGAGUAUGACAUUUCCACAUCAUAUUUCCGUUACAUUGCAGAUGUCAGUUAUGGAAAUUAGAUUUUUAUAAUUCAUCGAAAGGCCAGGCAAAACAUAUUUUUAGAUUUUCAUCUGAAUGCAGAUGGCUGAUAGUUUUUCAUAAAUAAAAAAGACAUGAGUUAUAUUUAAAUUUUGGCACUGCUCCCUGAGUUCUGCAUAACAUAACAUCGACAUAGCAUCAAAGCCAAAUGUUUGUCUAAUAAAAAAUGUAUUGAUAAGAGGCUUAAGAUUUUGGAUAAGCGAUAAUGCAGCCAUUAUAUGGUGCGGGCAGACUCAAAAAUGAAAAAAGAAGGCUUUAAAGACGGGUUGGGUUGGGGAUGAGAUUCUGAAACAGAUAUUUUCUCUGGUCUGAAAAUAGCUUUUUCAUUGUAUGAAAUCAAAUAGAGACAUAUUUCUGUAUUUCCUGUGUUAUAUUGUAUUGUUAAGAGAUAUUUCCAGCUUAAUUGAAAAGAAAGGAAAUGAAAAUAAUUGCUUUUUGGUAUUGGUUGUCAACUGAACAUUGGUGAAGAUAAUUAAAUUGUCAUGGAAGAUAUUACAAAAAAAAGUACAGCGUUUUCAAGUUUUAAGUAGUUCUAGAAAAACAUGGAUUAUUUUUUUGUUAUGCAGGGUAAAAAAGAUAGCUUAAUCUGCAUAGAUAAUUUAAAGGAAAAUAAUAGCGCUAAGAAAUGUUACGAAGAUAUUUGUUUCGGUAUGUUUGUAUGAAAGUUUUGCAGUGUUGCAUAAUAUGUUACAAAUGUUGUAGAAGUUGCUAGUUAUGUUAUAUAUCAUAGUUGGCAGACUGUCAUAGAAAUACAUUGACUUUCAUGACUUUUAAAAAGUUCUUAGAAUAUAUCCUGAUUAUUGUUCACCAUCUCUUACUGAAACUGCCACCUUUGCCUGCUAGUGUAUGAUAAAAACCCUUAUAUUAUGUUAAAGAGGGCAAUAGUCUAUAGAGUUCACCAUAAAUAAAGUUAGUUAGGCCCUUCCCAACCGAUCCUUGGGAAUAAUGUAAGUAAAAAAACAACAAAAACAACCUACCUUAUUUAAAGUGACACUCGUAUUAUAAAUCAAUACAUAUACAUGUAUAACGAAUAUAAAUUUGGAGUGGUAAACCUUGGUUUUACUUACUUAAUAAUGCAUUUAUGGAAAAUAUUAAUGACUGAUAACAAGAUUGUAAUUGUGUAUUUAAUAGCUGAAAAUGCACAAAUAUUAAAUGACUGGUGGGUCCUAAAAGAUUUGCAGUGAUCAACUAUCUUCUCAUAAGGUAGGUAUUUAAAACAAUUGUAUUAAUUGUGGUACAUCUUUUUGGGGAGUAUGUGUGCAUUUUUAAAAAAAAUAUGGGUAGGGAAAUUCCAAACAAAUAAUAUUUUUAUUAGGUCCCUACUGAAACCUUUUGUGAGAGCUUUCUUUGUUUAGUGUAUUCAAGAUAAUUUCCUUUAGGCAUUUGUUUUACGCGAAUGUUGUGAGUAAAUGUCUGCAUCCAUGUUAUUUAUCAGUAAAUGCCUAUCAUGUAUUGUAAAUAUUGCUAUAUAUAUGUAUAUGCUGUUACAGUAUGAUAUAACACAAAUAAAGAAAUGAAAUCAUUCAA